Messenger RNA from Owenia fusiformis, 894 nucleotides. The record is from the annotation of a GenBank genome assembly. NCBI's taxonomy places the organism in Eukaryota, Metazoa, Annelida, Polychaeta, Sabellida, Oweniidae.
UUGUAGUUACAAAUUCGUUAUGUAUUCAAUGUUAACAAUGAGAAAACAAUUCAAGAGGAGCACAAAACAAGAUGUUAAAUGGCGCCGAGCGUCCAUGUCUGUUGGCAUUUUACUAUGCGUCGUUCUUCUUCGGGGUCAGUCAUCACAUAAAUCUAUGAAAGCUACCUCGCAUGAAGUGUGCCUGCACAAUGUUUCCCUCUCUGGUAGACAACAUUCGUCUGAUGCACAACAUAUGGUUUUUGUAUUUGGAAAUGCUCCACUAAAAUUAUGGACGUCAGUUCUGAAUGGCCUUCAGAAUACAAAUACGAAUGUUCCUAUAUUGCUAAAUUUUAUUGGACAGAUACACGAAGAAAACAUACGUAACUUUUCAGAAACAUACACCAAACUAAUAAAUAGAGAAAUAUUGAUACUCAAUUCCCAUUGGGAAAGGGGGCAACUUACAAAGGAAAUUUCUCUGAUGAAUUAUGUGGAAGGACAAACAGUACACAUUCACCUCAUUCAUGCUAACAGGGGAAUCACAGACCCAGUUGGAUUUGUAAAAUCCGAUAUAGAAUCGCAUAUUAACGUUUUAGAAUUAGUCAAGAUAGUUCACGUCAAGUCAUUGAACUUAUAUGUACAUGUGCCGCCACCUAUGAACGACAUUAGGAACCUCUUGCAAUUUGACCUGCGAUUCUGGAAAAAGGUACAAGGUAAAAACAAGUGUAAAACGUGGUUGGAUAUGAACGAUCUUAGUUCGGUGUUCCUUAAGAGUAUUGUAAUGUACACCAAAACAUAUGGGUCAUUAUAUAAUUUACCAGUUUCUAUCCAGUUUACGAAAUAAAACAAAAUAGUAAGCUACAAUAUGCUCAUGCGAUCACGUUUAUUCAACCCAUUUUCAGAUUUACUGAAAAAACU